Lipotes vexillifer (Yangtze River dolphin) is the source of this 2064-nucleotide messenger RNA. It is a transcript of the gene ZSCAN32, whose product is annotated as zinc finger and SCAN domain containing 32. Lineage: Eukaryota; Metazoa; Chordata; Mammalia; Artiodactyla; Lipotidae. Gene Ontology annotation, biological process: regulation of transcription by RNA polymerase II. Gene Ontology annotation, molecular function: RNA polymerase II cis-regulatory region sequence-specific DNA binding; DNA-binding transcription factor activity, RNA polymerase II-specific. The record is from RefSeq and is a predicted model, not a curated record.
AUGGCUACAAUAAGGAGUUCCCAGGCACACCUGUCCCCAAGCAAGGACUCCACACAGGGACAGAAAUCAGCCCUGCACAACAACGGCCCUGACUAUGAAGCUUCCCGCCAGCGCUUCCGGCAGUUCUGCUACCAGGAGGUAGCUGGUCCACAUGAAGCUUUUAGCAAACUCUGGGAACUCUGUUGUCAGUGGCUGAGGCCUAAGACACACUCAAAAGAGCAAAUCCUGGAGCUGCUGGUUUUGGAGCAGUUUCUGACCAUCUUGCCAGAAAAGAUCCAGAGCUGGGUGAGGGAGCAGUGUCCAGAAAAUGGUGAUGAAGCUGUGGCUCUGGUUGAGGAUGUACAGAGAGCACCUGGGCAGCAGGUCCCGGAAUCUGGGAAGGACUUGAAAAUGCCCAUCGAGGAGACGGCCUCCUUGGGAGCAGCCAGAGAAUCACUGAGAUCCCACCUGAAACAGGGGGUUCAUCCAGAAGAAUGGACUGUGAAGGGGUCACAGAGCUCACCCCAGAGACCGUGGGGACAGUCAGAAGCCUGGCUUACUCUGCAGGCUCCCAGGAACCUUCCUCAGAGGAGGGGUCUUGGAGACCAGGAGACAGGUGCUGUGCUCCACAUAGCUGGGGCCCAGGGACACGCGACGUGUGAGGACAGAGCCAUAUCCCUCUGUCAGGAAGGGCAGAUACACCUGGGCCCUGAACAGAGGGCCCUCUACAGGGAUGUUACACAGAAGAGGGAUCACCAUUGUCUCCUGGCAGCAAGUGUGCACUGGGGCUAUGAAGAGACCAAGACACUCCUGGAUUCUCAGUUUUAUGAAAAACUCCAGACCCAUCAGCAGAACAGCCAGAUCUCCAGGGCCUUGGUGGAACAACUCCAGGAGCAAAGCUUUCUGCAGACCCCAGAGCAGAAUCACGCCAAGUUCAAAAGCCUGCAGUCAAGUUCCCGCAACUUGAGGAGAGGCUAUGUGCCUGAGCCUUGUAUCUUUUACAAGGAAACUGAUACCCUUUCCAGCCCCUGGGCCUCUGCACCUACUAUGGCAAGCAGUACUGAUCCUGGCCAAGAGGGAAGUGAGGAUAGAGAGCUGAGUCAGCAGAAUGGGGGGCCCACAGAGGCUGGAGAAGGUACCACCGUGGAUGGUGAAGACUGGCAGGAAGAGGAUUUCAGGGAUCCUGGCCAGGAGGUUGGCCUGCCAGACCUGUUCCCAAACAGACGUGGUAUUGAGAUCAAGAGUGGAAUUACAAAAGAGAAUUGGAAAUGGGAUGAUACAGAGGAAGCAGAAAUGAGCAAGCCUUUUCAGAGAAAGUCCAGUGAAGUAUUCUGGCAUUCUGAGCUAAAAAGAGGCUGGGCGGGUGCUCCAGUGUCAAGAAGGCAACGAAGAUGUUCUCCAGGAGAGAGUGAUGAGAAACCCCCAUCCCAGAAGAGGAUGAGUCACCAGAGACUUUGUACUGGGGAAAAGGCCUGUACACAUUUCCUGUGUGGGAGAAACUGCUCUCAGAGUUCUCCCUUUCACCACCAGCCAGUCCCCAAAGUGGAAAAAGCUUCUAAAUGUCACGAAUGUGGGAAAAGCUUUAGCCGAAGUUCUUAUCUUGUUCGACACCAGAGAAUCCACACGGGAGAGAAGCCUCACAAGUGCAGUGAGUGUGGGAAAGGCUUCAGCGAGCGCUCCAACCUCACUGCCCACCUAAGAACUCACACAGGGGAGAGACCCUACCAGUGUGGGGAAUGUGGGAAAAGCUUCAACCAGAGCUCCAGCCUCAUUGUCCACCAGAGGACCCACACAGGGGAGAAGCCUUAUCAGUGCACUGUCUGUGCAAAGAGAUUCAACAACAGCUCCCAGUUCAGUGCUCACCGGCGAGUCCACACUGGGGAGAGCCCACACAAGUGUGGGCAGUGUGGGAAAAGCUUCAACAAUGGCUCCCACUUGAGUGCCCACCAGAAAACCCACAAGGGGAAGCCUUACCAGUGCUCUCAGUGUGAGAAAAUCUUCACUAAGAACCCUUCCCUCAUCCACCAUCUGGGGGUACACACAGAAGAGGUUCCCAUAUCCCAGGAAGGAAGGCAUGUGCUAUGA